AUGGGCCGCUUUCGCAGUCGGUUAUACAAGACCGAUCGGGCUCGCGACUUCGAGCAUGAACAGGAUCGCUAUGUGCGAAUGCAACAGAUCUACGACACGAUCGACCGGCAGUCGUUCCAAUGGGUGGUGGUCUUCGUUGCCGGCGUCGGUUUCUUCCUCGAUGGAUCUGGCAUUGACCAAACCAAGCUGUUCGCAAGCAACAUUGCCCUCCCGAUGAUUACCUACGUCUACUGGAGAGACGACGUGUCGUCCAAACGAUCCACCCUCAUCAACAUCGCCACUCUGGGCGGCACGUUUCUGGGCCAGAUCAUGUUUGGUUUCCUGGCCGACAAGAACGGCCGCAAGAAGAUGUACGGAGUCGAACUGGUGCUCCUUAUUGCCGCCACGCUGGGGGUUGCCAUGUCGUCGACGGGAGUCGACCACAGCAUGAACAUCUUUGCGUGGUUGAUCUGGUGGCGGACCCUGACCGGGAUCGGCGUGGGAGCCGACUACCCGCUCAGUGCGGUUAUCACAUCCGAAUUCGCCCCGACCAAGCACCGCGCCCGCAUGUUAGCGACGGUCUUCUUCAUGCAGCCGCUGGGCCAGCUCGCCGGCAAUCUGGUCGCGCUGGUCGUGGUGGCCGUCACCCGACGGCAAGGCGACGCCGAUCUGGCCCGCUCGGUCGACAUCAUGUGGAGAUGGGUCAUUGGCAUCGGGGUGGUGCCCGGCGUUGUUGCGUCGCUGUUCCGAUUCGCCAUUCCUGAGACGCCUCGAUAUCUGCUCGACAUCGACAACGACCCGAUCAGGGCCGAGUUCGAUGCGACGACGCUGUUCGGCGAGCCGGCUCCUCUGAGCCCGCAGGAAUUGGACCCCAGCUGGGGCAACAUGAAAUCGAUGCCCUCGACCGCGCUGUCGCGGGCGAGCGGUUCUCUCGAUGGGGAUACGUUGGACGCCACCAACGCCGACUACACCCUCCAUCCGCCGACGAUGCAGUCGCCCUGGCGCAUGGUCCUGGCGGACAUCAUCCACUAUUUCUGGACGGAGGGCAACUGGCGCACCCUCGUGGGCACGUCGCUGGCCUGGCUGCUGCUCGACUUUGGAUUCUACGGGAUUGGUCUGUCGAGUCCGCAGUUUCUGGCAAAGACGUGGGGGUCGCUGAAUCUACACAGUCCGGCGCCGUCGUGGAAGACGGACGACUCGCCCGACGCCAACGUCUACGAUAUGUUUUUCAACACGUCGAUUCAUGCGAUGGUCAUCCUGAACCUCGGCAGCGUUGUCGGCGGGCUGCUGGUGAUCAUGUUCUCGUACCGGCUGAACCGGGUCAGCCUGCAAAAGUACGGGUUUUUGGCGCUGGCAGCGCUGUUCAUUGGGCUGGGGACCAUGUUUAUUACUGUGCACAAGGAGGGACCAAUUGCGAUAGUGCUGUACAUCAUUGGGCAGAUGCUCUUUAAUUUUGGACCAAAUGCCACGACCUACAUGAUUCCCGCGGAAGUCUUUCCUACGCGUUACCGGGCGACAUGCCACGGCAUCAGCGCGGCCUCCGGCAAGCUGGGCUCGAUCCUGGUCCUGAUCUUUUCGGCGUACUACAACAUUGGCACCGGGGUGGGGGACCAACAGACGACGCGGUUCGGCUGGAUUCUGAUCGUGUUCAGCGCGGCAAUGUUCCUGGGGGCGGCGGUGACGCACUUUUUUAUCCCGACGGUGCAGAAGGAGAACGGACAGAGCCGACUCUGGGGCGGCAAGACGGAGACGCUGGAGAGUCUGGCGCUGGGGCGGUUAGGCGAGAGCAGCCGAUCUAUUACAGAAUCGAGUCGAGUCAGUCGAACCUGUAGCGCAUCAAUAUCGAGAUCUAACCCCAAGGACCAAGGACCUCAUUUCAAGGCUAUGUUAUAUACCUUACGGGUAGGAAAAAUAAAUAAAUAG
Rasamsonia emersonii CBS 393.64 is the source of this 1902-nucleotide messenger RNA. Its product is annotated as Phosphate transporter. Gene Ontology annotation, cellular component: membrane. Bases 1 to 1902 code for a protein of 633 amino acids. Lineage: Eukaryota; Fungi; Ascomycota; Eurotiomycetes; Eurotiales; Trichocomaceae. Gene Ontology annotation, molecular function: transmembrane transporter activity. The transcript has 9 exons. Gene Ontology annotation, biological process: transmembrane transport. The record is from RefSeq and is a predicted model, not a curated record.